AUGUCUUCCAAUAGACCUCCGCCCUUCUUGCAGCAGCUGGUCGGGCUGACCGAACCAGCACAGCUCAUGGCUUGGGCUCUGUCCCAUCACAUCCGAGUCUUUGCAGGCGCAAUUUUGAAAGGCCAAAUCUUAGCCCCAAUCACUCAGACCCAAAAACUGCGCGAUGAAGCAUUUGGCCGCUUCUGGAUCGACUUCAGCUCCCUCCGAGAAGCACCUGCUGGCGCAAGUCCCUCUGAAAUCCCCGCCCCAGUCGGCUCCUCCGCUCUAAUCCCCCCACUCCUCCGCACAGCCAGCGGAAGAGUCCUAGACAUAGGCCCAGGAACAGGAACCCAAAUGCACCUUCUAACAUCACCAUCCAUAACAGCUCUUUACGGCGCAGAGCCCUGCACAAGCCUGCACGGCGCCAUCCGCACAAAAGCAGAGCAGCAGGGCAUUUCGUCCAAAUAUCACAUCCUCCCCACCGGCGUCGCAGCAACAGAUCUGAUUCCUGCUCUGCGGGACUCGGGGGUGGAUGUUGGUUCGGAUGGCGUUUUUGAUACGAUUCUAUGUGUGCGGGUUCUUUGCUCUGUGCCGAAUGUGGAUAGGACUGUUCGCGAGCUGUAUGGAAUGUUGAGGCCUGGGGGGAGGAUUUUGGUUACGGAGCAUGUUGUCAAUCCUUGGCGGAGGCCGAAGGGGUCUGUUCUUGCUCGAGUUGCGCAGUUUGUGUAUCAGAUGAUGGGGUGGAGCUGGCUUGUUGGUGACUGUGCUUUGGAUUGUGAUACUGAGACUGCCUUGAGAGGGGCUGCUGGGGAGGAGGGAUGGGAGAGUGUUGAGCUGGAGAGGAAUUUCGAGUGGUCUGCUAUGCCUUAUAUCUCGGGGGUCUUGGUCAAGAGGGGAUAA
Molecule: messenger RNA, 879 nt
Organism: Penicillium olsonii
Lineage: Eukaryota; Fungi; Ascomycota; Eurotiomycetes; Eurotiales; Aspergillaceae
Source: the annotation of a GenBank genome assembly